AUGCGCCAACGUUGUUGGGUGGAAUUGUUGAACGACUACGAUUGCGAAAUAAAGUAUCAUCCGGGAAAGGCCAACGUUGUUGCGGACGCCUUGAGUCGGAAAGAAAGGGUUAAGACUUUACGUGUUCGUGCGUUAGGAUUAACGAUCCAAACGAGCCUCGUCACUCAAAUUCGCGACGCACAACGUGAAGCUCUUAAACCAGAGUUUAUUAAGGAAGAAUCUUUGCAUGGCAUGGAACAACAAUUGGAACCUAAGGAAGAUGAAACGCUGUAUUUCAUGGGUCGUGUUUGGGUUCCAUUGUUUGGCGGGUUACAUAAUCUAGUUUUAGAUGAAGCUCAUAAAUCGAAGUAUUCGAUUCAUCCAGGCGCCGAUAAGAUGUAUCAUGACUUAUUGGUGGCCUAA
Messenger RNA from Helianthus annuus (common sunflower), 402 nucleotides. RefSeq lists its product as uncharacterized. The transcript has a single exon. The coding region runs from base 1 to 402 and encodes 133 amino acids. The record is from RefSeq and is a predicted model, not a curated record. Lineage: Eukaryota; Viridiplantae; Streptophyta; Magnoliopsida; Asterales; Asteraceae.